GUUUUUUAUGAAAUAAGUCACCUUCAUAGUCAUAUUUAUUACAUUGACAUUCCAAACACAAUUGCAUUCUAAAGUAGAUUAAGUUAUGGCAUAAAUGGAAAAAAUGGCAUUAAAAAAUGAUUUUUCUAAACAAUUAGCAGGCCUUAUUGAACUCAAAAUGUUAUAAAGUUCUUAUGUAGAGGAAGUGCUCAAAGAAAUAAAAGGCAUCAGAGACUAAUUAAUUGCUGAUUAAAGUGUGGAGGAUUAAGAAUAUGCAAAAGUAAAUAAAUGUAGUAAUAUUACCUCAGAAAAUUGGACAAUUGAAUGUGGAAAUUGAAAUCCUAGAAAUAUAAACAGAGAAGCUUGCAAAAGAACUGCAAAGACUCAAUCAAUAAAUAGGAGAAUUAAAUGAAGAUAUUAGCAAACUCAUUGGUACCUAAUAAUCAUAAGAAAAACAAUUAAGCACCUUAAACUCAAAGGAAGAAGAAAUUAGAAAUUAAUACAAAAGUGAGAUAGAAACUCUUAAAGUAAUCACAUUUGACUAUAUCUAGCAAAGAACUACAAAUAAUAUCAAAUCAAUUGAUGGAUUAAAUGAAAUGAUUGCCAAAUUACAAUAAGCAGUGUUUGCAGAGUAAAGUAAAACAACUGUGCUUUCCUAAUAACACACAAAACAGUAUGUUGAUGAUCUUAGAGACUAAUUAGGACCAAAUCAUCCCUUGACUGCUUUAGUGGCUGUAACUACAAAGUAAUAUUAGUUAUGAGUUAGAUUUGAUGUACCCACAGUCACCAGAAUUAUUCAGUUACUUGAAAAUAUCAGAGAUUAGAGAAUCUAGGAAAAUGCAGGAGCUGAUGAAUAUGAAACUAAAGUUACUUAAUCUUACGAAGUUACCCUCAAAGAAGUUACAGAAGUAAGAGAAAGAUUGAGCGCCGAUUAUUCAAGAACUUUAGUCACUUUGAAAAGAAGAAAUGAAGAAAAUGUAUUAUUCCUUUUCAGUUUAAGGCUCUCUCUACAAAGUCUAGAAACUAAAUUUAAAAGGACUUACCUAUUGCUUAGGAUUUACUUUAAUAAUAUAGAAACGAAAGAGAAAUCGUUUAAUCGAAUUAUAAUCUUAGAUCAGCCAAAAGAGAAAAUGAAGUUAAAAUCAUAACUCAAGCCUAUACUAUAGUAGCUUAAUAAGUUAGAGUAUGAAUAAUAUCAAAG
Paramecium octaurelia is the source of this 1180-nucleotide messenger RNA. The record is from the annotation of a GenBank genome assembly. NCBI's taxonomy places the organism in Eukaryota, Ciliophora, Oligohymenophorea, Peniculida, Parameciidae.